Nilaparvata lugens (brown planthopper) is the source of this 6024-nucleotide messenger RNA. Its product is annotated as nesprin-1. The coding region runs from base 72 to 4289 and encodes 1405 amino acids. The transcript is spliced from 23 exons. NCBI's taxonomy places the organism in Eukaryota, Metazoa, Arthropoda, Insecta, Hemiptera, Delphacidae. The record is from RefSeq and is a predicted model, not a curated record. Gene Ontology annotation, biological process: nuclear migration. Gene Ontology annotation, cellular component: cytoplasm; meiotic nuclear membrane microtubule tethering complex; nuclear outer membrane. Gene Ontology annotation, molecular function: actin filament binding.
UUGUUUGUCUGUUUUAGGUGUGCGAAGAAACACUGACGGCGCAAAAAGAACGACUGAGCGAGCUGCGAGACAUGGUGGCGAAGAUAGCCGAGGAUGUGGGCGUGGAGGGCAGCGCUCUCUUGCAGGGCGAAGUGGAAUCUCUGGCUCGCCGCCUGGAGGACGUGAAGGAGGCGAUCACCACCCUGGCGCACAUCUCUGAGGACAAGGAACAGUGCACUGACGACCUGUCCAAGACUAAGCACUUCUUGGAGAAUCUUCGCGAGAGUCUAGUAAAAGUGGACAUAUCAUCGGACGAGGGGGCCAGCGAGCAGUUGCACGCCCUGAGGAGUCACCUACUAGCGCUCGGAAAAGCCGACGGUCAACUGCAGAAUCUUCGCAACAAGUCUUCCACCAUUUCCACAAUCCCCACUAGCAAACAGGAUACUACCAUCGUUGAUAUAUUACAGUUAUGGCAGCAGGUCUUCAAGGAGACCUUCCAGCAAUACCAUCGUCUGUCAGCGCGCCUAGUGAAGAGCCAGGACAGUGCAGAGGCGUUGCGACUCUGGCAAGAGUAUCUGCUGCAUGUUCAGGAGUUCCUAUCAACACCGAUACCUGACGACUACGAUAGUCUUGCGGAACACCAGAAUUUGUGUCAGGUGCAUCAAAACCUUCUUGGCAGCCAGAAAUCACUACUAAUGAAUAAGAGCGAAACGGAAGCGUCUGCCGAUCUGCCUGUAGUGGAGCAGUUCAACUCCCUCACGAAUCUUCACAAUGAGACCCUUUCCAAGAUAAUGGAUCGUGAGUCCAUGGUGAGGACACGUUUGGCAGCUUGGGAAAAGUACAGGAAAGAUCAAAUGAUGCUUCUGUCCUGGCUACAGGAUGUCGAAAAAGAACGCAACUGCCUAAAACUGAGAUACAUCCAUAUUCGGAUGAUAGGAAAACUCCUUUCAAAAAUAAAGGCAUUGCUGGAGAAAAUUCCAGACGGCGAGUCGCAGGCAGAUAGUCUCGGAAAGCAGCUGGAGAAGUUGACGGAGCAUUGCGAUUCUGGUUUAGCCACCUCUGUCCGCAUGGAACAUUCGGCCAUUGUUGAUAGAAUCAGCAACUUGCACGCUGCUCUUGAAACAUGGCGUAAAUUCCUAGAAGGCAUACUGGAGGUGACAGAAUCGUAUGAAACACAGAUGACCAACGUGCAACAAACGUUUGCUGAGUUGAACACACUGCUUGUCGGCGAGAUGGGACAGUGCGAUGAGCCUACUCCGAUCUCUCUGUCUAAAAUCCAACAGAGAUUGGACAAUGUAAAGAGCGCCCAGGAGCGAGUGAAAGGCCUGUCUCUUGAGCUGGACUCACUGGGAGUGCUGCAAGGCCAGCUGAAGGAGUCGGUGAGCCCAGUCGACAUGAAGGCCAUCAACCAACGCAUGUGGCUGCUUCGGCAGCAGCAGGCUGACCUUGACCAUCAGCUCACUCUGCUCAUCUACCAGCUCGAGGAGAAGAUGCAGCUAAGCGGCAUGUUUGACAAGAGACAAAAACGAUUCCUGACAUGGGUGGACGAGAUAGAGUCGCGCAUCGAAGGCCUGUCGCAGGAGCAGGGGAGCGGAGGGGCGGACCAGGUGCUGAGGCGGCUGGAGACUGAGCUGCAGGCGGAAGUGGUGCUGAAGCGGCGGGAGGUGGAGUGGCUCACGGAAGCGGGAAGCCAGCUGGCGGCAGCGGAGACGGACGACAGUCGGACGGAUGUCGCUGGCAAGUCGGACGACAGUCGGCCGAAUGUCACCGGCAAGUUGGCCGCUGUCACCGAUGCCUGGGAACGGCUGCAGCAGCUCACCAAUGCUAGGGCCAACAAGCUCAGGCAUAUUAUACAGGUAUGCCUACAAUGUUCACUUUGUUAUUUAGGGUUACUUGUAUGUACAAUGAAAAUCACAAAAUCAAAUACCGUAUCAUAUUCAAUUCUAAAAUUAUCAAAUAGUUCGGACGAGUGCACCAAAGACGACUUCGACAAGAAACUCUUGCAGCACGAAGAACUCCAGACAAACAUAGAAAAGCAUAGUAGAAAGAUUGGGGAUGUCCUCAACUUUUUUGAACUUCUUCUAAACGACUGUGACAAUUGCAGAAUCGCUCUCAGCACUGAAGGAAUUACAUCAACGAUGAAGACUUUGGAAAAGAGAUGGAUGAACGUGUGCGUGCUAUCGGCGGAGAAGAAGCGGCAAAUGCUGACCCUGUGGGCGCUGCUGCAGGAGGUGUUGAAGGGCUGCGAGGCUCAGGAGGAGUGGCUCGCCAAGCAGGAGUCCUGUCUGGCGCAACUCAGUCGGCAAACCGAGGGAGCCCGCUUUCAACAUCUCGGACAACUGAUUGCUGAAGUCGAGGCGGUAGAAACAGAGAUAGAAUGUCGUCGCCCUGCACUGUCCCUGUUGGAGCAAUCGUACUCCCGACUGACAACUCAGAACUUUGUCGAGAACCUGACUGUGAACGUGCGUUCAGUUCUGCAGAGAUGGUACGACCUGGCAAGCUGUAGCUCCGAACUACUCAUCAAACUCAACGCUGCUUUGCAAAAAUGGAGAGAAUUCGCCAACGCUCACGGUCGUGCUGUGUUAGCUCUGACUCAGGCUGAUGUGAGAUUGACUGAAGUGCAGUACUUGGACUCGCCUGAAUGCAGUCAAGACGAGGCGCAGAGGCAUAAAAUGAAACAAAUACAGCUUUUGAGAGCAGACCUGCGCAGUCAUGAGGAGUUGAUGAAGUUGGCUGACAUUUCGGGUGAAGAACUGCUGGAGACGUGUGUCUCUGCUGAUGUGACCGAAAUUCAGCUGAUGAUGCAAGAGUACCACAAUAUCUUUGGUGACCUCAAAACACGUCUGGAAGCGUUUGAGAUCGAGUGUGAAAAAGAACUGAAGAAAAAACAGGUUGUGAGCGAAGGAGUGCAAGUUGAAACGUUGAGAUUCGAAACGGACUCUUCGGUUCAAGUGAAUACUCUGCCGGUCACUGUAUUGAGGCAAGACGCCUACCUGCACGAGUUGAGGGCCACCAUUAGGGAGAGUCAGGACAACCUGGACAAACUGCAGAAGAUGCAGCCUGUCGCUGGAAAAUCUAUGAUAAGAGCAGUGAAAUCGUGCCAAUCGAGUGUGGAGCUUGCCAAACAUCUGUGCCACCUUCUCCAAGAGCAGUGCAACCUGAGAGCAGACGACGCAUGCGUCACUGAAGUCGACGAACUGUCCAACCGGUUGGAUAUUCUCCUGUCCAGGGUUCAAGAACAGGAACGCCAGAAUCAAGAAUCGAGCAACAGCGCGCGACUGACCUGCCCCCUGUGUUCACACCGCAACUGGCAGCAGCUGGAGAACGACAUCUGGCGACUGGAGCAGUGGCUGCAGCACUCGGAGGCCACUCAGUCGCUCUACCCAGCCACACCUCCCACCAACAUUGAACAACUCGAAGACACCGUGCAAGAUCUAUGGGAGAUGCUCCUGAAUCUAGACAGCCACAAGAGUCUGGUGGUGUCACUGAACAUAGUGGGGAAACACCUGGCAGAACACACAGAGGACGAAGUGAAGGCCAGCGAGCUGAGAGAGAGGCUGGCGAGGAUCAACCAUCGCUGGGAUAUGGUGUGCGCCGAGUCGUCCAGGUGGCAGAAUAUGCUGCAGACUGCACUCAUGGAGAACGAGGAGUUCCACGAGACAAUAAUGAAUCUUGUAGCUUGGUUGGAAAAAACUGAAAACUCAAUUCGUAUGACAGAGCCAGUUGAUUUGGCUGAGGAUAGACAGAUUAUUCAAGCAAAGUACAACAAGUUCAAAGAUUUGCAUCGAGAUCUGGAAAGAUGCGAGCCGAAGGUGAUGUCGCUGCAGGAGACGGCCAAUCACGUGCUGCGCAACACCGGUCCCCAAGAUGGCGGCCAAGACGUGUGUGCCAACCUCACCAACCUGCGUCUGAAGCUGCACUCUCUGAUCCGGCUGACCGGCGUCUAUGUGCUGAAACUGGGCGCCACCCUCGGCCAUCAGCCUUCCGAGCUCGUCACCAUUGUCUCCCGGAACAUACCGCUGAACAGUCUCGCUAGUGAACUUUUGGACGAAGCAGCAGGUGGUGCUCCUCGCCUUGAUCUGCAGACUGCAACGGACGAAGUUGACACAACCGUUCUGACAAGGAGCUACCGAUUCCUGGGCCGCGUGCUGCGCGCGUCUCUGCCCAUCCAGGCGCUGAUGCUGCUGCUAUUGGGCGUCGCGACGCUCGUGCCUGUCAGUGAGGACGACUACUCCUGUCUCCUCAGGAACAAUUUCGCGCGAAGUCUGGAACCGAUGCUGCGAUAUGACAAUGGACCUCCGCCCGUCUAAACGACCAAGAAAUCAACGAUCAAGGAUCGUUCACUAGUUAAUCCUUGAUUAACUGAUUGAUCAAGAACUUUCCUCAAGUCAAUCAAGAACAACUAAUGACACAAUAACUGAUCGAUCAGGAACUGUUCACAAGUUAAUCAAGAACUGAUGACACAAUAACUGAUCGAUCAGAAACCGUUCACAAGUUAAUCAAGAACUGAUGACACAAUCACUGAUCGAUCAGGAACUGUUCACAAUUUAAUCAAUAUCUAAUGACACAAUAACUGAUCGAUCAGGAACUGUUCACAAGAACUGAUGACACAAUAACUGAUCGAUCAGGAACUGUUCACAAGAACUGAUCGAUGACAACAAUCAUUCAUUGAUAGAGAAAAUAAUUAAUCUUUGUUAAUAAGUCUUCAUCGAUGACAACAAAAAUUCAUUGUUGUAAACAACCUUUCAUCGAUGGAAACAACAAUAAUUGAUUGAUUACAACAAUUGAUGUUAACAUUACUUCAUCAUUGACAACAAAAAUUCAUCAAUGUAAUCAAAAAUACAUCAAUGACUACUUCUAAACAAUUGACUGGCACUUUACCCAACCUAAAUAAUUGAGCUUGAAAGAUGAGCUCCCUAAAUCAUAAAGAUAUUGAUUGUUAUGCAAUGCAUUAUAUAUUACAGGGAUAAUUGACAAGAACUUACAAAGUUGCAAAACUUAAAUUAUGUUUAGAAAGUUACUAAUCGGAUUAAAUAAUCCGAAAUAAAAUAGUUACUAAUUGGAAACAUUGCAAUACACAUGUGAACUUUCUGAAAUAUUGAGAUCAAUUAUUAUCUUAUAAGUGUAAGUAAAUUUGAAAACAUCAUAUUGUUAACUUUGUGCUGUUAACAUGGAUAAAUAUUUAUCAGUCGACAUCCAUCUAACAACCUUAUUUAUAAUAUUUAAUGAGAGUAUCUUACGCUGAAAUGUACCAAGCAUGUAUAAAAUACCUGAUUUAAACAUGUAAAGGAGAUGAGAUUGAAACAAAUAUUGUUAUCAAAAUUCACCGAUCAUUACUGUUGUGAAUAUUCAGAAUCAUGAUGAAUUUAUCUCAUGUAUCAUUGCUGUAGCUUGAAGAUGCGUUUGAAGCAAAUUAUUGAACUGUAAUUUUGAUCUUCAAUUAUUGUAAAUAUCCAGAAAAUCCAAACGAAGGAUCGAAGGAUAAUAAUCAUCACGUUAAAAAGACGAUGUUCAGCUCUUCCUAAAUCCUAAUAUUAUGUCAAUUCCUACAAUUGUAGUUACUUAGGCAAAUAUUGCUAGUGAUUCAUCUUCCAGCGAUGAAGCUAUACUUUGGAACAGAUUGUGAGUCGCAAGAAUGAAAUUUUUCCAUUUAAUGGUUGUGAUUGGGUUGAGAAUUGCCUGGGUCUAGUUAUUCAUUUCUUGGAUGGUUAUUGGAAAAGAAAAUAUUACUGCAGUUAUUUUUAUCUGUUUUUAUUGUAAAUUUAGAUUCUUUGCUCCGUCCUUUUAAUAAUUGUUUUACGGUGUGGGUGAAUUAAUUUAAGACCAUUUUACAGUCGUUGGGAUCUGACUAAUUUAUGAAUUUAUUUUGUCAAUAAAACUUUUAUUCUUCCAUUAAUUCAUUGUACAGUAUUUUAUUGUUUUAAAUUAUAUUUCGGCCCAGUGAUAACGGAUAUGAGCUUAUAAAGUUACUAAAUGAAUAAAGUAAGAUGUUGAAGAUAUUACAAUGCAGCCAGUCCAUGCCAGCAUGGUCCGGCCUGCUGUAAA